This is a messenger RNA of Populus nigra (black poplar), 1086 nucleotides long. Its product is annotated as monothiol glutaredoxin-S15, mitochondrial. The transcript has 6 exons. The record is from RefSeq and is a predicted model, not a curated record. Bases 226 to 744 code for a protein of 172 amino acids. Lineage: Eukaryota; Viridiplantae; Streptophyta; Magnoliopsida; Malpighiales; Salicaceae.
UCAAAAUUUUUUUAUUCCAUCCGCAGCUAAGGAAGGCACUGUAAACUAGUUUUUCCGAAGGGAAUUAAGGUUUAGGGUGUUGUGUGCGCCUCUCAUUUUGAGUCUUCGAUUUGGCCGGGCUUCUCUGGAACCAACAAAGUCAAAGAGGCAAACCUCUCUCACCCCCUCGAUUUCUUGUAUGCGUGUCAAUUUCAGAAAUAGAAAUUGAUUUUUGCAGAAGGAAUAAUGGCAAGGUUACUGUCGAAUACAAUCUUGAAGGGUAUUUCGCGUGCAUCACAGUCUCCUAGAAUUGUGCCUGCAUCUUUUAACCACGUCAAGCUCAGAUUCUCUACCACCAUUCCCAAUGAUCCCGACAGUCAUGCAGAUUUUCAACCAAAUAAUAAGGCUGUGAAUGAGAGUGGGAGUUGUAGCGGAAUUAAUAUUAAGGAACUUGUUGACAAGGAUGUCAAGGAACACCCAAUAGUAAUUUACAUGAAGGGAUAUCCUGACCUUCCUCAAUGUGGAUUUAGCGCUCUGGCGGUUAGAGUAUUGAAACAAUACAAUGUUCCGAUAACUGCUAGAAAUAUAUUGGAGUAUCCUGACCUAAGAACUGGAGUAAAAGCAUACAGCAAUUGGCCUACAUUUCCUCAAAUUUUUAUCAAGGGAGAGUUUAUUGGUGGCUCAGAUAUAAUUAUGAAUAUGCACCAGACUGGCGAACUGAAAGAAAAGCUCCAAGAUAUUGCAGGAAAAGAGGAGUCUGAAUAAGUCUUUCUGGCUGAAUUUUCGGAAAAUUUGAUGGGUUAUUAUGGUCUCCGUUUUUUUCCUUUGCUCCAACCGGAAGUGAUGAGAUACUAAUAUGCAAGGUUUAUGCUAGGCAUGUUUCAGCAGUAUAAGCUCAAACUGUUUGUUCUUAUUUUCAACAACAAUAAAUUCGUUGUCAUCAAUCUUUAUACUUUGUGUUGCAUCAAGAAAUUGUUGCAUAGGGAAUUUGCGAUUGAAUUCUUUCAAGUUUCGCUGCAUUUGGAAGUUAACCACCAAGUGGAAAAUGGUUGAAAGAAGGUAGAAUGAUUACCGUGAAGCGAAUAACAAAUUAUGAAAUUUUUGUUA